UCCAGAGCAGCCCAGCAGGGGAUCAGAGGCUCUCUCGUCUUGCAGCUACGAGCCACGCUGUCUUCUGCCUCUGUCCAGUUGUCCCUUCGCUGUCCAGUAUGGACUCCCCAAGGCUCCCAGAGGAAACCGUCCUCAUUACAGGAGGAGGCGGAUAUUUUGGCUUCCGCCUCGCCUGUGCUCUGAACAGGGAAGGAGCCCAUGUGAUCCUGCUUGACAUCAGCCCACCUGCCCAGAACCUUCCAGAGGGAAUCACAUUCAUCCGCGGAGACAUCCGCUGCCCCGCCGACGUGGAGACAGCCUUCCGCGGCGCUGACGUUGCGUGCGUGUUCCACGUCGCCUCUUACGGUAUGUCUGGGAGGGAGCAACUGAACAAAACCCUGAUUGAAGCGGUCAACGUCGGCGGCACAGACAACGUCCUCCGGGCCUGCCUGGAGAGAGGCGUGCCCAGGUUAGUGUACACCAGCACCUUCAACGUCGUCUUUGGAGGUCAAGUCAUCAGAAACGGGGAUGAGUCUCUGCCUUACCUGCCUCUUCACCUGCAUCCGGAUCACUACUCGCGGACCAAAUCCAUCGCAGAGAAGAAGGUUCUGGAAGCCAAUGGCUUGCCCUUCAAGCAAGGCAAUGGUGUCCUCAGAACCUGCGCACUGAGGCCAGCUGGCAUCUAUGGGGCCGGGGAGCAAAGGCACUUUCCCAGGAUAGUGAGUUACAUUGAGAGGGGCCUGUUCAGGUUUGUGUACGGGGACCCCGAGAGCCUGGUUGAGUUUGUCCAUGUGGAUAACUUAGCCAAAGCUCACAUUCUGGCCUCCGAGGCUCUGAAAGCUGAGAAGGGCCACAUUGCCUCCGGACAGCCCUACUUCAUUUCGGAUGGUAGACCUGUGAAUAACUUUGAGUUCCUCCGGCCGCUGGUUGAGGGCCUAGGCUACAAAUUCCCAUCCAUCCGCCUGCCACUCGCCCUCAUCUACUGCUUUGCUUUCCUUGUAGAGAUGACCCACUCCAUCAUGAGUAGGCUCUACAACUUCCAGCCCUUCCUCACCCGCACCGAGGUGUAUAAAACUGGCGUCACACAUUACUUCAGCUUAGAGAAGGCCAAGAAAGAGCUAGGCUACACGCCUCAGUCAUUUGACCUACAAGAGGUGGUAGAGUGGUUUAAAGCCCACGGUCAUGGCAGAAGGUCUGGAGGUCAGGACUCCAGGUUCAUUCUGUGGGAUGCAAUUCUGGUCCUACUCUUGGCGCUAUCUCUUCUUACCUGGCUCCCUCCUUCCAAAGCUCUAUGCAUGUGAAGAGAAAGCUACAUGUGGGAACUGAGCCUGCUUCCUGGGAUGCUUUUCAAGAACGCAGGUUUUUUUUUUUAAAGAUGUGUCACAUUCUCUGGUAUCACUCCUACUACCUAACAGUGAGUCUUUAAACCCCGUGGCCAGGGAUGGGCUACCUCCUUAUGAGUUGUUGGUCAGGGAGGCUCCUGAGGCCUUAAAAACAGUACUGGCUAUUGUCAGUGCUCUUAUUUGCCCACCAGAACUAGAUAGUAAGAUCCCCGAUUUCAAAAAAUGUCAUACACUUCAACUGCAGCACAAAAAGAUAUCAAGCUGGAACUGAACCGGAAGGUCCUCCAUGCCUGCUAGGUUUUACAGUGCCGGCAGGUUCUGGGCAGGCUGAUGGAGGAGAAGAGACUUCCUCAGCUGUGGACCCUGUAGACCUCACUACCAGUGCUAGGCCAGGUGUGCCCUCUGAUACAAUAGUGGUAUAUCUGUUAGGGGAAUACCAACCACUUCCUGAUUGAGAUCUGCUCCAUAGGACUGAGUUUAGCUCACAGAUGGAGAGGUCACAGGUCAAGUGUGGCCUACUACUGUUACUUUGCUGGAAAGAAAAAAAAAAUGUGUCCAUAAAUCUGCUUUCUAAAUAUCCAUGCUUAUACUCAUAGACUAGUGCUACUUUCGGCUGUGAUCAGAGAAGCUUCUCUCUGCAGUGGGCAGCAGUUUUACCUCAGAGAUUCAUAACCAGUCAAAGCGCCAAGAAUAAGUGAGUGUUGAAUUCUCAUUCAUAGACAGGACAUUUAUAUAGCCCCUUCCAAGGUUCAUGGGACUUUGUAGUAAAAGGGGUGGAAAAAAUGCAAAAGCUGGAGGAAAGGUCAGAGUGUUGGGGAGUGUGUGUUCUGAGUGACAUGCCCACUGUCCUCAUGGACUAACAGCAGCUGUGAUUACCUAUCCUAGAUGGCAUAUGACGGGACUUAUCACCAUUCAGCCAUGGGAGGAAGAGGAGCUCAGGAUACCCACCCCUCCCCAAGGAGCUGUAGGCAAUUGGUGGUUUCCGAGGAGAGACACUUUCUCAAGUGAUAUUGUCAUGGCUAGGUUGUCCCCAUGCUCCUGUAAGCAAUCUUAAUGAAACUCUUUGGAACACACACACAUGCACACGCACACACGGUUUAGAAAAGAAAGAGGUAAGAGAUCAGUGGGAGUUGGGACAAAAGAGGUAUGAGGUUAAUAUGAUCAAACUACAUUACACACGUCUGAGAAUGUCAUAUAUUUAAUCUCACAUAUUUAAUAUGUGCUAAUAAAAAAAGAAAAAAGAA
This is a messenger RNA of Psammomys obesus (fat sand rat), 2566 nucleotides long. RefSeq names its product short chain dehydrogenase/reductase family 42E, member 1 (gene Sdr42e1). The transcript has 3 exons. Gene Ontology annotation, biological process: steroid biosynthetic process. Bases 99 to 1280 code for a protein of 393 amino acids. Lineage: Eukaryota; Metazoa; Chordata; Mammalia; Rodentia; Muridae. Gene Ontology annotation, molecular function: 3-beta-hydroxy-Delta5-steroid dehydrogenase (NAD+) activity. The record is from RefSeq and is a predicted model, not a curated record.